CAACUCACUCAUGCAUCAGAUUUCAGAUGAUUAAAGUUUUUAAAAGCAUCUUUUUUGUAUUUCUUUGAAAGAAUAAUCUUUGUCUUUCCUCCAGGACUCAUAAAAUUCAGAAAAUUCACCGUGUAAUGCCUGAGAAACUGAGGCAAGAUAGAUUAGAGAAUUUUUAAUAUUUUAUUUGAAAGGGAGAGAUUUACUGGGACCAAAUGGAUCUAUGGUUUGGUCCCAGGGCUGAAUGAGACUAUCGGCUCCAAGAAUCCAGCAAACAAUGUGGAUUCUCAAUGACAUAUAUAUACACAUGGCUGAGAUAAAGGGGGUAGAUGGAGGCAGGGGUGAGUCAGAGCACUGAGAGCGGGAACUAACAAUCCAGUUCUGAUAGAGGUGGGGGGCAGACAUGGGGGAUAUCUGAUAAAUUACAGAAUGGGGAGAGGAACUCAACAUUCUAAAGAUGCCUAAAAUGACCAGCAGGAUGAAUACAGAGAGGACUGGUGAGACUUACAUGAACUGAUGCUGAGUGAAAUGAGCAGAACCAGGAGAUCAUUAUAUACCUCAACAACGAUACUGUUUGAGGAUGUAUUCUGAUGGAAGUGGAUCUCUUCGAUAAAGAGAGCCUUAAUUGAUCAAAGAUGGACAGAAGCAGCUACACCCAGAGAAAGAACACUGGGAAAUGAAUAUAAACUGCUUGCAUUUUUGUUUUUCUUCCCGGGUUAUUUAUAACUUCUGAAUUCAAUUCUCCCUGUGCAACAAGAAAACUGUUCGGUUCUGCACACGUAUAUUGUAUCCAGGAUAUACUGCAACCCAUUCAACAUGUAAGGGACUGCUUGCCAUCUGGGGGAAGGGGUGGAGGGAGGGAGGGGAAAAAUCGAAACAGAAGUGAAUGCAAGGGAUAAUGCUGUAAAAAAUUACCCUGGCAUGCGUUCUAUCAAUAAAAACUUAUUUAAAAAAAUAAAAUAAAAAAUAAAGAUGCCUAAGAUAGGUCUUUCUCCUUAUCUGGAUAAUCAAGAUUAGGAGGGAGGGAUGGUUGAGCAGAACAAAUAGAAACCGAGGCAGAAGGCAAGACAAUUAGGGAAACCGCGUUAGGACAAUAAAGGAGAGCUGUGGCACAACAUUCGUAGUGAAAUUCCUUAGACGUUUCUUAGAAUUUGCUUUAUGAAGUUUUUGUUUGUGUGUUUGUAUCACCACAAUUAAAACUACUUUCCCCAAGGAAGAUUUCUCCUCAUCUUCUUCAUAGAUUCUUAUGGAUCACAGGUAAAAUACAUGUACUUCCCUGACUCCAUACUUGAUAUCAAGCUAUUUUCUCAAUUGACUUUUAAAAACUGUGAAUUCAUAACUGCUUCCUUUUCUCCACAUCGUUAGGUUUUAGAGUUAGUUUCUGCAGUCUUUGUAGAAGUUCCACUGGAAACAAGGCUAACAGUAUUAUAACAUUUAGAGUUGGAAGAGGCCUUAUAAAAUCAUUUCUGAGAUAACUGUAGACAGACAGGGUAGUGCUAGACAAACAUGGAGAGAGAGAAGAGAGUGGUGUCUAUGCGAGGCAACAUGAAAUGGGAUAGAGGAGUAGGAAGGAAAUAAAGGUAGGAUGUUCCAGUGAACACAGACAACUGAGUUACUCACAGUCCCUUAAAGGCACACCAAAGCUCCUUUCCUAUCAACCCUGAUGCUGGGAAGACGUUCCUGAGGGACCUAGACUAAGUUAUAAAAGAGGUCGUGCAUAGUUAAACAUCUUCUAGUAGUACAUUUCAGGCUUUUUUCAUCUUGUUUCUAAAUCCCCUGAUCUUUCUCCAAAAAGUACACGUUCCAGUUGCUCUUCCCAUCACGUUAUGCAAUAUUACAAGUCUCCUACUAAAUGCGUAGCAGUAGCAAGGAAGAAGAGCGGGGGAUCUGGAAAUCAAGGAUACCAGACAGAAGCAGGGAAAGCCAGCCCUUCAACGAUAUGUAAAGUUAUAUAUCUUUGAAAUUACUGGCUUUCUCUGAAUCAACUAAAAGGCAGGAGAUCCCUCUGUCCCGGUACCGCCAAGCCCAUUCCUCGCUUCCUUUUCCCCUUCCUCUUCCCCUUCCCCUGUGUCCACGUGCACUGCACUGCCCUAUCAACUUGGCCUGUUCUUGGAAUCUUUUUCCUUGUACCCAAUCAGUAUGCCCUUAUUAUUGUCCUCCUUUACCAAUAGGAGGUCCUCCCAUGCGCCCGCCUCUAAAAGACACAGCCUACCGGGGCUCCUAGUCCAUCGGAAAGACAAUUUCAUAGGCUCUGGUAGAUCCUGGCUCCUCCCCUUGGACUUAUCAUGGAGCCUGCUCCGGGGCAGCCUGGGUUGGAGUCCGGAACCCCACUUUCCGGAUGCUCCCGGAACUCUCAGUUUAGACCUAAACCCGGAAAGCAAUCCUCUCUUCCGCCCCUGGACCUCGGAUCGGGUGAGAACGCUGAUGAGAAGCCCGGAGUGGGCGGGCGCGCUCAACUGGGAGGGACCCGGAAGACACCGAGGCAGCCAGCCUAUGAAACAUCUAGGCCCUGUGGAACUCCACCUAGAGCCGGGGUCGGCUGGUGCUCCGGUGGAUCAGUGAGCCCUCGACCCUUAGGCCGACCCUUCUCUGUUCCCCAAGGGACGAAGUUGUCUCUUGGAGGCAGUGCCCCCUGGGGUACCCCGAGAAAAAGCCGGAUGAACCCAGAAGGGGAGGAAGAGGAAGAAGAGUGCGAGCCCGAAAAAGGGGGCCGUCUGUUCGCCGGACGCCUUCUGGACAGCCGUAGCCUAGAUGGACUGAGUGGAGCUUGCGGAGGCGGGGCAGCUCCGCUCGGGGGCCCGGAGCAGGGAGCUGGUGGGGGCCGCCGGGCCACCAUUUCCAGCGCCCUCGAGCUGGAGGGCACGGUCAGUCGGCACGGAGACCUCACCCACUUCGUGGCCAACAACCUGCAGCUCAAGAUCCGCCUGAGCGGGAAUCCGCAGCCACAGACGCCACUCUCGGCCCGGCCAGCGCCGGUCCCCGUAUCAUCCAUCCCGCCAAUAGAUCCGGAGGUGCUGCGAGACCUGGAGCGGCUAAGCCGGGACCUGGGUGCCCGCGUGGAACGGCUGCUUCGCGGGCUCGGCGGCGCAGUGCAGGAGCUGACGGCACUGAGCGUGGGUUGCAUCCAGACCUAUAGAGACGCUGUGGACUCUCUGGGAGAAGCAGUGGAUAUGAGCAUCAAGGGCAUGUACACGCUGCUGGCCAGAUGCGAGGAGCUGGAGAGGGCUCUGCAACCAGUUCAAGGACUGGCCCGACAAGUCCGGGACAUCCGGCGCACCCUGGAAGUGCUGGAAGCUCUCUGCAAAUGACAGACUGGAGAGGGUUGGGAGUACUCUCACACUCAGGGAAGGGGUGAUUUGGUGUGUAUGCUGGUGGGAUGAGACCACCGGUAUCUUGUUUCUAGUUUUGUAUCCCCAGCCUGAAACCUUUAGGGAGAACAUGUGAAUUGCCAGGGGGAAAGGAAAGAAAUCCCUCCCCCACCUUCUUACUUGUGUCAGUGAGUCUCCUCCCAUUCUAUGAGAUUUCUUGGCUGUGCGGAUAAGAGCCUCUUACAAAUGUGUUGUCCAGGCAAGCUUUCUUGUCGAGAGAAGGGGCGGUGUCUUCAUAAGAGAUUUAGGUCCUUUUAAGAGGGUAGAGUCACUCUUGUCCUGUCCUGUCCCUAAUAGCUACACCUACCAAAUCCCUACCUGAGACACAAGAAGUGUUUUCGGACCAGGUUUGAAUAUUAAAAGAAAGGACUUCAGCUCCAGCUGUGACCACCAUAUUGUGGCAUCUGCUACUGGAGAGCUAACUGAUAGCUGGUGGAAAGUGUCGUCAAACUUUACUAAUGGCAAAGAAUGCCCCAGUCUUUCCCCAGUUCCCCAAAAUUUUGUCUUCACCCACAUAAGGUGUGCUUCUAGUAUGGGUGAAGAGAAGGAGCUUAGUAUACUAAGUUUUGAAUAUUUCAGUUCCUGAAGGGAGUAAGAUAGCUUCAUUCAUUGUAGGAUUCGUAAAAGAAUUGUUGAUAGUUUUGAAACUGUUGUGGAUCUGAUCUUGGCCUAUUAACCAACAUUUUUGACUUUCUGAGUUGUGUGGAAUUAAAAUGCUGCUACUGCUAACUAUGA
This is a messenger RNA of Antechinus flavipes (yellow-footed antechinus), 4091 nucleotides long. It is a transcript of the gene BORCS6, whose product is annotated as BLOC-1 related complex subunit 6. Bases 2274 to 3296 code for a protein of 340 amino acids. Lineage: Eukaryota; Metazoa; Chordata; Mammalia; Dasyuromorphia; Dasyuridae. Gene Ontology annotation, cellular component: BORC complex. Gene Ontology annotation, biological process: lysosome localization. The transcript has a single exon. The record is from RefSeq and is a predicted model, not a curated record.